Molecule: messenger RNA, 4140 nt
Organism: Ficedula albicollis (Collared flycatcher)
Lineage: Eukaryota; Metazoa; Chordata; Aves; Passeriformes; Muscicapidae
Gene: LYSMD3
Product: LysM domain containing 3
Exons: 2
Coding region: 125-982 (285 amino acids)
Biological process (GO): Golgi organization
Cellular component (GO): Golgi apparatus
Source: RefSeq, a predicted model, not a curated record
ACGGCGCUGCUCUCACCUCCCCGCGGCUGCUGCGCUGGGAGGGAGCUGGGCGGGGGCUACAAGGAGGAGGGGCCGGCGUGGGGCUCGCCGCCUGCGGUGCGUUCCACAGGGCCACCCGCGGAGCAUGGCCGGUGUUGGCCCGCAGCCGCCCGCCGUGGCGCAGCCGCUCGCCGGCGGUCACCUGUACCCCUUCGUGAGCGCGGAGAGCGAGGGGCCCGAGGAGGAGGGCGAGGUGUCGGAACUGCGGCCGCGGGGCAGGGAGAAGGUCCGGCGGAGCGCGUCGCGGGACAGGCUGGAUGAUAUCGUCCUGCUGACGAAGGACAUCCGGGAAGGGGACACGCUGAACGCGAUCGCGCUGCAGUUCUGCUGCUCGGUCGCAGAUAUCAAGAGAGUUAACAAUCUUAUCAACGAUCAGGAUUUUUUUGCCCUGAGGUCUAUCAAAAUUCCAGUGAAAAAGUUCAGUGUGUUGACUGAAACCCACAAAUCUCCAAAAGGAAGACCAGCUCUUCGGCCUGCUCUGUGUUCCCCAGAAGUACAGGAAACAUCUCUUUGUGAUAAAUUCUCUGCUAAUGAGACUGCUGGCAACUUCCUAAAAGAAGUCGAUCGAGAUAUAGAAGAAAUAGUGAAGUGUAAUGAUACAAAGAGAGAGAAUCUGAAUGAAGUUGUUUCUGCUUUAGCAUCCCAACAGAUGUGUUUUGAAACUGAUGGUAAAACUAAAAAAUGCAAGGAUCCUUACUAUGGAGCAGACUGGGGUAUAGGAUGGUGGACAGCAGUAGUGAUUAUGUUGAUUAUUGGCAUAGUAACUCCAGUUUUUUAUCUCCUGUAUUAUGAAGUUCUAGUGAAAGCAGAUGUCAGUCACCAUUUUCCAAUGGAAUCUUCCCAUUUGUUUGUCACAGCAGUAUCGCAUCACAAAGAAACAGAAAAUGGAAUAAAUCCAACAAAUAUUAUGAAAGUUGAUAAUCAAGGAGACCUUCAGCAUUAAUAGUGGAAGACCCUAGACACCUGUUAUUUGUAGAUACAUAACAUUACCUUAGGUAAAGGGGAAUCCACAGAAUGCAGAAUGCAUUUGGAACACAGAGAAAAGUGUACUGGUGUGUGACUUGCCUUUAUGGGCAGUAUUCCACUACAAGGAUAUUUCUGGGGAUCACAUAAUCUUUGAAUAUGCCUGAGACAGGCAGUUUGCAAGAUUGGGGUGUAAAUUAAGGUAUGAAGUCAUCUCUGAAGCUUUGCACUUUUUUCUAUUUUGAUAGGCAUGUUUCUUAAUUAAUGACGGGGUGAAAAAAUGUAUUUCAAAUUAACACACAAGGAGUCUCACUGUGAGUGUUUCACAGCCCAGAAAUGGGCAUAUGGGGAUAGCUAACUUUUAAACAUCUGAAAGUAUUUAUAGAAUUCAUAGUAGACUUGACAUUUUAAUAUCAGGUUUGCAGUUGUAAGUUAAAGUAGUAUUCUCAUAAUUUUAUCUUUCUUAUAGAGUAAGAUUUUUUUAAGACUCAAUCAUUCCAUAAUUAUUUGCCUCUAUGAACUUCUUUCUACAACUGACUAUUCCAGAGGCAGUAGCAAAUACUUAACUGGAACCUUGAAAUCUUGUGCCUAUGGUCAACCCAUUUUUUAGUACUUUCCAGUAUUGGCACUAGGGUAAUUUGUUUUCUCUGUGUGACUCUGUGCCUCAACACAGUCCAGUUAGGAGUUUUCCUGAAACUUCACAUUCUUCCUUGGUAUCCUGCUGAAAACUGACUGGACUGCAUUCUCAUCUGGUCACCUGCGUGUAGAACGAAAGAAAUGCAGAAGUGUGGCACCUUGCUGUAACUGCCUCAGUAGUCCUUAUUUUCUGCUGAUAGAUUUAUUUUCCCCCUCCAGUUAAUCUCAGUUCAGGACCAACUGAUUCUUCAGACAGCAGUCAUGUGGGUACUGAGCAUAUUAGUAUUGGUCUUGUGCCCAUGAACCUCAAGCACUUAACUUUCUCCUGAAAUGUCCUAGAAAACUUCAAAUUAUAUUUAAUACCUGCUAGCAAAUUGCAGCACAGUAGACAACUUGCAGCUUCAGACUUGUUCUUUACAUGUUAGGGUAUUCAUGAACCACUCUGCUCUUGAAUGUUUCUUUUGGAGUUUCAUGAUCAACCUUGGUUUUCCCCUCUUUUUCUUCCCCAUCUGAAAAUGCUACAAGAUAAAAAACAAAAAAUAUAAAAAACAUAAAUAAAACCUCUAUACCUUUGGAGUAUUAAUAUACAAAGGAGGUAUUUGUGUACUCAGAAUACUUUUAAAUAAAAACUGAGAUGGUGCCUAUAAUUUUUUUGGUAUAUCUGACUUGUGGAGCAAGAAUUCCAUUCCCUGUUCAAAAUAGUAUUUAUUACCAAAAUCUGAGAUAACAAACUUGAUUAGAGCUUAAAAAGAGACAAGUGGAAAAACAGUCAGUAUCCUUUAAACUACUAUUGUUAGCUUUCCUAUGAGUGACUUGACUAAGUAUAUACAGUAUAAAAAGGCAGGUAAAGUGAAUGUGUUCUAAUUGUUGAGGUAUUCCAAAAUGCUUUGUCAGAUUCUGAGAGUCAGGUCUUAGGCACCAUCUAUUCUUGGUGCAGCUGUUGCCCUAAGAAGUGGGGCAGAUAGUCUUCACUGGCAUGCCACGUGUAUGAACAAGAAUUGACUAACUUGUAUUAUAUUGAAAUUGAGGCAGGCCAAAGCUUGAAGGGAAAUGGUGUACAGUUAGUACAUAAUCAUAGUUACCUGAACUAUGAUCUGUGUCUGUUGAACCUUUUGAUUAAAGGAGUAUCUGUGGAGAUAGUGAGCCUACUCAUAGUCUCUGCACUAGAAAAGGGGUUACAAACAUCAGGAACUUGAUACUUUGCAUAACACUUGUUUACAAAGAUCUUUUCAAAUGGUAGUUCUUUUCAAUAAGAGAAUAUGCCACAACAAAAACAUGGAGGUUGCAGUUCUAAUGCUAUAUGAAAAAAUGCUUCACAAAAUAAUUUAUGGUGGCUAAAGUGAUAACAGCUCUCAGUUAAAACUUUGAAAGGUGACUCACACAGGAAAGCUUUGGCACAUAAAAACAAAUGUUUUCUGUGUAGGAUGAAACUUGGUAUAUAACGCAUUGUUUUUUUCUGCAAGCCUUUUUAUUGCUUUGCUUCUCCUCCCAUCAUUCUGUUGCUGAAACUCAACCAGUUGUAACACUUUAUCCUCCCAUUUCUUACAGAUUCAUCCAAGAACAUUAAAUUAGCUAUUGUGAUGAUGCAGCAUAAGCCUAAUUUACAGCACAUACCUGAACUGGUGGUUACCAAAUUGCUCUGGUGCAGAAGAGAAAUUAACUGUGGUUGUGGUUUGACUAGAUCAGGAGGCCUCUGACCUGUUGAUGUAUGGAUACAGAGGUCUGUGGUGGUGGAGCUGAAGAGUCCUCUAGUGUGUCCCAGACUUUUACAGUGUUGAAGACCUGUGGCUUACUGGCACUGAGAUAAGGGUGAUAUGCCUUGAUUUACCUUAGGAUAAGCAGUCUUUGGAAAAACACAAAGAGACAGCUGUUUUAUUGGACCAUAUUCCAUUCUAACCAAGAGCCUGGCUUGUUUUUCCAUACAUAUUACAUAGCAUAUUUCGCACAGUACAUUUUUAAUUAGAGUUAACUUAAACAGAAGAUACAGUAGAUCGCUCUUCAAGACUGUAGGACUCCUAAUCCUCAUAAUCUACAACCACCAGCUGACUUGACUUUCUGCAGAAUGUGGGCAUCUUUACAGCUUUUUUCCAAAGUACAACACAACUGGUAAUUCAUCAUUACAUGUCGGCCCUGAGUAAACAGGGUAACUGCUCUGUAACUGAGGGGUAACUGAGGAACUUAAAUGUGAUUCAAGUUAAAAUCUGUGAAGUUAGUACUUUAGAAACUGACUUCUUAAACAAACAAACCAAAAGACAAGUAAACAAAAGAAACCCCAAAAGCAAACAAAAAAGAGCCAAAACCCCCACGAAAAUGGAAUACUUGAAAUUGCCUUUUGGAUUAAUUACAACAUGUUGUUCAGGAAAAAGGUUUUAAACUUAAGUGCAUAUUACACUGUUGGAUCAUAUAAAAUGAAGUGUUUUAAGUGUAGUAUACUUCGGAGUAAGUUCUCACAAAUAGUCUUUGUAAUUUUUUUAAGGGCUGAAUAUACAAUUUUGUGAAAUA